Metarhizium acridum CQMa 102 is the source of this 774-nucleotide messenger RNA. The record is from RefSeq and is a predicted model, not a curated record. NCBI's taxonomy places the organism in Eukaryota, Fungi, Ascomycota, Sordariomycetes, Hypocreales, Clavicipitaceae.
AUGACCACUCGGCAACCCCUUCGGAUACUGAGCCUCCUAUGCUCCGGCCAGUGCCCAAGCUCUCGCCGUCUCGCAGCAGCCACAUUCACUCCAAAGGCUGACGUCCGAUGGUCAUCAUCCAACUCGCGAUGGAAGCAGCGCCAAGGACGGGACGUGUUUUCGCGAGAAGCAAAAGUUCAAGGCUUAAAAAGCAGAGCCGCCUUUAAGCUCCUCGAGAUGGAUUCCAAGUAUAGGCUUUUCAAGCCCGGACAGACUGUUGUCGAUUUGGUCGCGCAGGAAAGGACCAGGCCGCAUGGGAGGGUCAUUGGGAUCGACCUGAUUCCCGCGCAGCCGCCGCGCGGCGUGGCUACUUUCCAGGGGGACUUCCUGUCGCCUAGUGUGCAGAGGCUUGUUAGGGAGUUUAUCGCCCGGACGGGGAGACCUGUCGAGAAGGUAGAGAGGGGAGACGAUGGGGAGACGAUGAGCUAUAUUGAUCGCGAGAGACGGGCCUCCGAGGAGCGGGAGGGGAAUGGGACUUCGGCGUCGGUGGAUGUUGUUCUGAGUGACAUGUCAGCGCCCUGGAAUCAAAGCUUUAGGUAUAUGUCCAACACGUUGACCAAUCCGUAUCGCAGGCUGAUGAACACGAGUGGCGUUGCGUUUCGAGACCACGCAGGGAGUAUGGGGAGCGAGGAUAAGAAGUUGGAGGCGAGGCUGAAGAGGAUGUUUGCAAAGGUGUUUAGGGAGAAGCCCGAGUCCUCGAGAAGUCUUGCUUCGGCAACGUAUAGUCCGUGGUAG